AUGUCUUUACCAAGAACACCGCCACCUUUAGAAGCUCCAACUUUAAGUCAGGAGUCACUUUGCCCCAUUUGUAAUAAGAUAAUGCUAGGAAAUCAGGAGUGUAUGAUAAUUACAAAUUGUAACCAUAAUUUUCAUAGAUGUUGUAUCGAACAAAUUUUAUCAAACACGGCUGAAUGCCCUACGUGCAAACUACCUUGCGAUCUGUCUAAUUUAAAGAAUCAUAAUUUCAAUAGUUUCAAUAAUUUUCCAAAACCGUCAAAACGAGGUCGUCCUCGAGGAGCUAUGAUUGGGAGACCUACGACUCGUAGUCAAAAUAAUCAACGUUCAUUGUUGGAAUCUAGUACUUAUGAUAAUGAUGAAGAACAAGCUAGAAUACCGACAGAAACUUUUCCUUCAACACCUACCCAUUCGCAAAAUUUAAAUAACCGACAAACCUCAACAAGAAAUAAUCGUAGGCAGAGAAAUACAAUAGAUAGCGAUCAGUUGAAUAACGUGAUAGAGAAUACUCUGACGAGAUUACUUACUAAUUUGAAUAUAUUACCAAGUCAGCAUUUUCCUAUCAAUCCCAAUUUGAAUUCACAUCCUAAUGAAAGACAGAAUAAUGUUAAUUUGUUAUCUAAUCAAAACUUUGAUAAUUUUAAUCCAAAUCGAGAAUCAUAUCGUAGAAAUGAAAAUGUAUAUAAUACCGUAAAUCAGCCUAUGAAUGGUAAUCUUAACUCAGGUUCACAAAGUUUUAAUAGUUUUAACAUGAAUACUGAGAAAGUCACUUCGAUCAUUCAGAGUUGGAAUCUUAGAUUUGAUGGCUCGUCAGGUCUGAAUAUUGAAGAAUUUCUUUAUAGAGUAAGGUCACUUACUAAUGAUCAUUUCAAUGGCAAUUUUACACCAAUAUGUAAAAAUUUAAAUAUAAUUUUAAGUGGCAAGGCCAAAGAUUGGUAUUGGCGCUACCAUAAGAGUGUCGGAAAUAUUAAUUGGAAUGAUUUUUGCGAGGCUAUUCAGUGCCAAUAUAGAGACUUUAAAUCGUCUUACGAUAUUAAAGAAGAACUUCGAAAUCGCAAACAAAAACCAGGAGAAACUUUUGACUCCUAUUUUGAUGCAAUUUCUUCCAUAAUGGAUAGGUUACCAUCUCAAGUCCCAGAAAUGGAGUUAAUUGAAAUCUUGACACGCAAUUUACGCCCUGACAUACGUCAAGAAAUACUAUAUAUACCAGUACAUUCAAUCCCACACUUGCGUAAACUUGUGCAAAUGCGUGAGUCAUUUUUAAGUGAAGAACAUGUGCGUAGAAAUCUAGCUUUUCGUUCACAAAAUCCUAUGGUACCCCGUAGACAUAUUGCCGAAGUAAGUGUACCUGAUAGCUUUGAUAGUACAGACUAUUUAAAUGAUACUAGUCAAGCAGAAGUUAACGCAGUUCAAAGUUCUGACCGGAUAGUUUCCGGACCCAAAACAGCCGGAAAAGUAGCCAUAACUUCUGAAAAUGAAAUCAGUUCUAUACCAAAUGAUUCUGAUAAAAUAAACCACCCUGAAAAGACACUAUUAAAACCUGAUAUGAAUGUAAACACUAAUUUCACCCUGACUAUUCUUAAAAAUAAUGUUAAUAAAUGUAAAACAGAAGAUAUUUCAAAAAUUAUAUAUCCACUCUUGCCAUAUCACGAAAGAUUGCAAAAUUAUAUAAGAAAACGUAAUGAAAUCUUUCAAAAUACAUCAGUAACAUCUAUUGUAAAGCCCAAACCUAAGCGAUCAACGAUUCGUCUUCGUUCUCAUUUCAGAAUGCGUAAAAUGUGUAGCAAAUUUUUAAUUUCUACCAUAAUCAAUAACCCAACUGACAAACGAUUUUAUGCAAAGGUCAACUUUUUAAGUUUUACUGAGUAUGGUCUGAUGGAUACCGGUGCUAACAUCUGUUGCAUUGGAUCAGAUUUGGCUAAAACAAAUUUCACCUCAUUUCCAAAUUACUAUAAAUGUCGAUCAUUUGUGAAAACUGCAGACGGAAAUUCACAGUCGGUUACAGGUUGGUUAGAAGUGGAUAUUAGUUUUAAAAAUCAAGUGAGAAAUCUUAAACUUUUUAUUAUUCCAAGCAUAACUCAAAGGCUAAUUUUAGGAAUUGAUUUUUGGAAUGAAUUUAAUCUUAUUCCCAAUAUUGUAGAGUCUGUAGAUCUGGUAGAUAUGUCAAUGGUAAAGCAAUGUCAUCUGUCUGAAAAUUUAGAUAAAAAGUCCGAUAUGUCAUUCGUUAAUAAAGAAAAAUCUGAACAAAAGUCUGAUGAAAUAUCUUAUCCAUUAACUGCAAUCCAACAGCAACAAUUAGACUUGAUUAUAGCGUUGUUUCCAAAUUUCGACCAGCAGGGACUGGGCAGAACAAAACUUAUUAAGCAUGAAAUCGAUGUGGGCGAGUCCAAACCCAUUAAACAACGUUUUUACCCAGUUUCCCCUGCUGUGGAGAAACUAAUGUUUGCAGAGUUGGAUCGCAUGUUGGCUUUAGGGGUAAUUGAGGCAUCUCAAUCUCCAUGGAGCUCACCCAUGAGGUUGGUGAUCAAACCUAAUAAGGUCAGAUUGUGCCUCGACGCGAGGAAGUUAAAUUUUGUCACCAAGAAAGACGCGUAUCCCUUGCCGUCCAUUGAGGGUAUAUUUGCUAGAAUUCCCAAAGCCAAUAUUAUAUCUAAAUUAGAUUUGAAAGACGCGUAUUGGCAAAUAGGACUAACGGAUGAAUCCAAACCGCUGACAGCUUUUACCGUACCCGGACGCCCCCUCUAUCAGUUUGUGGUUAUGCCCUUCGGGCUAUGCAAUGCCCCGCAAACGAUGUGUAGGUUAAUCGAUGAGAUAAUUCCCCCAGAUCUUCGCAAUUCAGUAUUCGGCUAUUUAGACGACUUAGUUAUCGUUUCAGAAGAUUUUCAGACUCAUCUUUCAGUAUUAGUGCGAGUGGCAGAGCAAUUCCGAAAAGCAAACCUCACGUUAAAUAUAACUAAAAGCAAGUUUUGUGUAACCACAGUGCAGUACUUAGGUUAUGUUAUAGGUAAUGGUGGCAUAAAAACUGACCCCGAAAAAGUUAGUGCCAUUGUAAACUGGCCAGUACCCAAAAACAUUAGGCAGGUGAGGGGAUUUUUAGGUCUAGCGGGCUGGUAUCGUAGGUUUAUUGAGAAUUUUUCGAGCAUAGUUUUUCCAAUAACCGAAAUACUUUCGACAAAAAAGAAAUUUGUUUGGACACCAGAAGCGCAGGCUGCUUUCGAAAAUAUUAAAACAUUAUUGACUACUGCCCCUAUUCUAGUGAACCCUGAUUUUAAAAAGAAAUUUUACCUGCACUGCGAUGCCAGUAACUUUGGUAUCGGAGCUGUAUUGAUACAGUUAGAUGAUCAAGGACAAGAAAAGCCCAUAGCAUUUAUGAGCAAAAAGUUAAAUACCGCUCAGCGAAACUAUAGCGUGACUGAGCGUGAGUGUUUGGCUGCCCUGGAGGCCAUAAAACGGUUUCGUUGUUACCUCGAACUUCAAGAGUUCGAGGUCAUAACGGACCAUGCGAGUCUAGUUUGGCUAAUGAGGCAGCCAGACCUCACAGGACGUUUAGCUCGAUGGGUGUUCAAACUCCAGUCCUUUAAGUUUAACAUUAGUCAUCGAAAGGGGAAAGAAAAUGUUGUCCCCGACGCACUGUCUCGGAGUUUAGGGGAAGAAAUCAAUGCACUAUCUAUUCCCGAACCCGAAAUUGAUAUAAAUUCCCCAUAUUUUGGUGACUCAGAUUAUCUAAAUCUUAAAGAUAAAAUAUUGAAUGAACCACAUAAAUACCCUGAUAUCAAAGUGAAGGACAAAUAUGUUUAUUUGAGAACUGAGCACUAUAGUGGAAAUGAAGAGCAGGAGGAAAAAUGUUGGAAGUUAUGGAUACCACAUAGGCUUAGGAAAGAUGUAAUCACCAGAGCGCAUGAUGAUCCAGUGUGUUCACAUGGAGGAAUGGUUAAAACUCUGGAAUUGAUACGGCGAAAUUUUUUCUGGCCCGGCAUGGUUAAGGACGUUCGCGAUUAUGUGAGAAACUGCGAGAUCUGUAAAACAACUAAAGCGCCCAACUUUAUAUUAAAGCCCGAAAUGGGAAAACAAAUGGUUUCAACGCGCCCUUUCCAGAAGUUAUUUAUCGAUAUACUUGGACCGUACCCAAGAAGUAGAUCUGGCUAUAUUGGACUUCUUAUAGUCCUUGAUCACUUAACAAAAUUCCAUUGGUUAUUUCCACUGCGAAAAUUUACAUCGAAAGCAAUUGAAGAUUAUCUUAGACAACAAAUUUUUCAUGUCUAUGGGGUGCCCGAAAGUAUUGUGAGUGACAAUGGCUCCCAAUUCAAGGCCAACGAUUUUAAUGCCUUCCUAACUAGUUACGGAGUUAAACAUACUUAUACGGCCGUUUACUCGCCCCAAAGCAACGCGUCCGAGAGAGUUAACCGUUCGGUUAUUGCGGGUAUAAGAUCUUAUCUUAAACAUGACCAUAAAAUGUGGGACGAGCAUUUAAGCCAGAUAAGUUGUGCACUAAGAAAUUCUUACCACCAAUCAAUCCACUGUAGCCCUUACCAUGCUGUGUUUGGAUUUGACAUGGUCACCCAUGGCAGUACCUAUGAGCUUUUAAAUAACUUACGUUUGCUUAAUGAACCUACAUAUCAAUUGUCUCGCGACGAUAACCUUAAAUUAAUUCGCUCAGAUUUACAAAAACACAUCAAAGCAGCUUAUGAUGCCAAUCAAAAAACCUACAACUUGCGUGCUAGACCUCAAAAUUUCCAAACCGGCCAAAUAGUUUUUAGACGAAGCUUUGAAAAAAGUAGUUGUGAAAAACAUUUCAAUUCUAAAUUAGCUCCGUUAUUUAUUAAAUCUAGAGUGAAAGAGAAGCUUGGUAAUCACUAUUAUGUCCUGGAAGAUUGUAAUGGAAAACUGAUAGGAACUUUUCAUUCAAAGGAUAUUCGUCCCUGA
Messenger RNA from Calliphora vicina (urban bluebottle blowfly), 4920 nucleotides. RefSeq lists its product as uncharacterized. NCBI's taxonomy places the organism in Eukaryota, Metazoa, Arthropoda, Insecta, Diptera, Calliphoridae. Gene Ontology annotation, biological process: DNA integration. The transcript is spliced from 2 exons. The record is from RefSeq and is a predicted model, not a curated record. Bases 1 to 4920 code for a protein of 1639 amino acids. Gene Ontology annotation, molecular function: nucleic acid binding.